CGUCCACAAAAUCCUGAUACGAUGGCCCAGAUAUUGGUUCUCGAAGCGUUCUACGGUGGAUCUCACAAACAGCUACUGGAUGUGAUACUGAAAAAUUUCGAUCCCACGAAGUAUGAUCUAUACACGGUACCGGCCAAGAAAUGGCACUGGUGUGCCCGGAUGAGUGCCUUACACUUUGCGGAAGUAGUCCCCGCUGUUCACCAAUAUCGGUUGCUCUUUACGAGCUCCGUUCUUAACCUCGCGGAACUGAUCGGUAUCCGACCGGAUCUGGCCCGGUGCCGGAAGAUAGUGUACUUUCACGAGAACCAACUUUGCUACCCGGUCCGGGAGAACAAGCAGCGUGAUGUGCAGUAUGGAGUGAACCAGAUAACGACAUGCCUUUGUGCGGACGCGAUACGCUUCAACUCGCAGUACAACAUGCACUCGUUUCUGGACAGCAUCCAGUCGUUUCUGAGCAUCGUGCCGAACAUGAAGUUCAAGGGAAUUCGUGAGAAAAUUGCACCAAAAUGUGAAGUUUUAUACUUUCCGAUAGCAUUUCACCAAAUCCCUUGUCGGACGGCGGACAGGAUCCAAGAGCGUUCCACUCUACUUCACCUGAUUUGGCCACAUCGUUGGGAGCACGACAAGCAUCCGGAGCAGCUGGUAGAGGCUUUACUGGCGCUACAAGCCAAGGGGGUGGACUUUCGGGUGUCCAUUCUUGGUGAACGAUUUGAGACGGUACCAGCCUGCUUCGAUCAACUCACCGAACGGUUACCAGGGAAGGUGAUACACUUCGGUCCGCUGCCCAAAGAUGAGUACUACCGUACGUUAAUGGAAGGCGAUGUCGUAUUAUCGACGGCACUGCACGAGUUUUAUGGUGUCGCCAUGCUAGAAGCAGUACACUGUGGGUGUGUACCGUUUGCACCAAACCGGCUCGUUUAUCCGGAGCUUUACCCGAAGGAUAAACUGUACAACACCACGGAACAACUGGUAAAGCAGCUGUACAAUUGGUGUCGUAACCGGCCUUUGUUUGAGAAGCAUCGACAGGCAUGGUUCGAUUCCUUUGCGUUGGAUCCCUACUCUGCCGCUCAUUUGGUUCCAGUGUUUGUUAAGCUUUUGAAUAGUUUCUAAGUAGGAGAACAAAUUGAAUUUGAAACAAAAAUUGA
Messenger RNA from Anopheles aquasalis, 1145 nucleotides. Its product is annotated as glycosyltransferase-like domain-containing protein 1-like. Gene Ontology annotation, molecular function: glycosyltransferase activity. Lineage: Eukaryota; Metazoa; Arthropoda; Insecta; Diptera; Culicidae. The record is from RefSeq and is a predicted model, not a curated record.